AUGGCCACUAUCCAGCUGCCCCCGGGCGUGGACCUCUGCCUGGUCCCGGCAGCCAUGCCCCCUCCCGGCGUUGUCCCCAACUUUGACAAUCCGGAAUCGCUCGCGACGGCCAUCAUCGCGGUCACAGUCGUCAUGUUGACAAUAUCAACAAUCUUCCUGGCUGUGCGGGUAUUUACAAAUUUCCCCAAGUAUAAUUCAGCAGACUACUUUGCCUUCAUAGGCUUCCUACUCAACAUAGUUUACACCGGAGUUCUGCUGUCAGUGACUGAGUAUUCCCGGCAUCAGUGGAACGUCCCCGUGUGCUGGUACACUGCGUCCUACAUGAAGAUCCUCUUCGCCCAGGGAGUUAUGCUCGGCCCCGUCAUCUUCUUCCUGAAAACAGCCAUCUGGCUGCUGUACCUGCAAAUCUUCUCCGCACACAGGACCAUCCGGAUCAUCGUCUACGUGGGCAUCGUCGUCACCGCCCUCACCUACUGGACCACCGUGCCUCUCGAGCUCGCCUACGGGUGCCCGACGCCUGGUACGACGUGGACAGACCUCUUGACGGACGGCAAGCCGGCCAAGCUCAUCUACUAUGGCCCCGUUCAGGGGUCGUUGGCCGUCAUCAUCGACAUCUGCAUCUUCGUGCUGCCGCUUCCAGUACUGUGGAAACUCAACAUGACUCUCAGGAAGCGAAUUGCUUUGUGCGCCGUCUUCUUCACUGCCUUGCUGGGAGUCAUCUCCAGUGUCGUCGCACUGAGAGCCCGCGUUAAGCUGUUUGGCACAUCAGACCUCACCUGGCUGGAGAGCCAGCUCUUUAUUUGCAUAAUCGUCGAAAACAACAUCGCCCUCAUUGUCUGCUGUGUCCCCUCCUUCAAUAACGGCAGCCACAGUAGCAGAAACAGCGGCAAGAGCGACCACAGAUACGAGGGGAAAGGAGGCUAUAGUCCUAACAGUCGUGGAGAGGUUAAGCGCCUCGGAAGCCAUCAGAUCAUCCAAGGCUACAGCUUGAACAGAGACAGCUCCAAGGAGACUUAUGAGCACAAAGACUCUUUGGAAGAGAGCAACAGGUGCUUUACAUCCUACGGACAAGGUGCCGGCAGCUCCGAUUAUAUCAAGUACCCAUCACGAGUGGUGCAGAUCGAAGGCGGCAUCAACCGUGAGCAGACAGGGGCUGACGCUGCAAAUGCCCGCUCAGAGGGUAUCAUGAGGAGCUUUGAGAUUAGGCAGGAGGUUCAUCCCGAGGAUGUGGUCUAG
Molecule: messenger RNA, 1236 nt
Organism: Trichoderma citrinoviride
Lineage: Eukaryota; Fungi; Ascomycota; Sordariomycetes; Hypocreales; Hypocreaceae
Exons: 6
Coding region: 1-1236 (411 amino acids)
Source: RefSeq, a predicted model, not a curated record